GGCAGGGAAUAACCCUGGAUGAGGUGUCACCCAUUGCAACAUUUCAACAUUCAUAUAUUCAGUAUUGUACUGAAAUGCUAGUGUGAGUUUAAAAUGCUAAAAAUAUGAAUUCGGGGUAGUUUGUGCCAACAUACUGAUAUUUUUUGGUUUCAUAAAAUAUUUUAUAAUUGUUUAGCCAACUAUACUUUUAAUUUUAUCCAUUUUAGUAGGACGUUUUGAGUUUUAGGCUAGUUAUCAUUUAAUGGUGUAAUUUCUAUACGUGACAAAUAAUCUUUGUGGUAUUUUACCCCCAAGUAACCAUAGGGGUAGGAAGUACCUUGUUGAAGGCAUCAUGUGAUGUCAGUAGUGAGGGGCAAGUUUAUGCUAAUUAAUACUUUGCAGAUCUUUUAAAGAGGACCUCAGCGAUUAUAUCAGUCACUUGAGGGGUUUUGGUAAGGUGCUGAAAUGCAGAAAAGGGAAACUAUUUCAUCUGAUAAUUAGAAACAUUAAGGCACAAAAACCCAGAAAAUGAGGACCUUUCUUGCUGCUGUCACAUUUGCUUGCAUCUUGUCAUCAGCUGCAGCAAGAACUAAAACCAGUUUUACACGCUAUCGAUCCUGGAAUUCACGGGUGUACCCAGUGUGGAAAAAUGGGGACUCUCGCUACAAAGACUGCUGGAAAGGUGGCGAGGUGACAUUUGAUAUCAAGAAUGACUCACCCACCAUAUCUGGUGCCAAGGUCAUCUUCAACAUUGACAUACGUUUCCCACAGAACCAGACUGUGCAGCCUGACGGACAGGUUGUGUGGGCUCAGAACUGUACGAUUAAUGGGACACAGUACCGUCAGGGACAGCCUGUGUACCCAGAGCGAAACACCACUGGGGAGUGGAGUGGAGUCUUUCCCGAUGGCACUCCCUUUACAAAAGUUUCAGAGAAGAAGCCCCGCUAUGUGUUUGUCUGGAAAACCUGGGGGCGUUACUGGCAAGUGGCCGAUGGUCCCUCCUCCUUCCUGAUGAUUGGCACAGACAACAUUGCCCAGGGGUCAUACAACAUGGAGGUUGUCAUCUAUCACUGCCGUGGCAAGGACAAAUUCAUUCCCCUGGGCUACGGCAUCACACAGUUUUCCAUCACAGAUCAAAUCCCCUUCACAGUAUCACUUGCACAAGUGAAUGAUGUCAAUCAGGCAGAUCAGAGCUUCAUUCAGAAUCGUGCCAUCGCCUUCACGGUCAACCUGCAUGACCCCAGCCAGUACUUAAAGGACUCCGAUGUCACCUUCACCUGGAACUUCGGCGACAGCAGUGGCACGUUGAUCUCCAGGGAACUCAGUGUCACUCACACAUACGUCUCCAGUGGCUUUUUCCAGCCUCAGGUGGUCCUACAGGCAUCCAUUGCCAAUGCUGGUUGCUCCACCCCAGGUGAUGCCCCUACCCCUGCUAACCCCACUGCUGCCCUGGUCACCUCUCAGCCCUCUGCGCCUAUAGCAGAGCAAACCACCACUGGAGACUCCACCGAACCAUCUACAGUUCCAGUUAUUAUAGCUUCCACAGCUGAUGGAGCUGAUAUGACAGUGAAUCCUCCUGACCCCACACAGCAGGCUAAUGACAUCGGCCUAGCUGUGGAUGUCACUGAGCCUGUCCCUGUCAACGACAUCAUCCUGGGUGCAUCUGUGCAGCCCUCCGAAGUAGAAGCGGACGAGGGCGUGGCUGCCUUGCCUGAAUCAGCAGCUGUAGACCCUUCUCUUCCAGCUGCAGAUGAUGUCACCAAUCUAGCUGCCGCAGACAUCAACGGUGAUGCUGUUCCAGCUGCUGAGGAAGCCCAGACUGCACCUCCUGCUCCAGCUGUUGAAGUUGCAACCCCGGCUGGUGCGAUUGACACAAUUGCCAUUGACGACGCAGCCUCUGCAGCCCCAGUUGUUGAAAAUUUGCCAGUCACCGUCACCCUAGACGAGCCAGCUAACACUGCCGCCCCUGUGGGCGGAGAUGGCAUUACAGUCAAUGCUGAAAAUGCUGCUGUGGAGAUCCUCCAGGCAGACAGUGCAGAGCCUGCCAUUCCCUCUGCCUCAGUUUCAGCUGUUGUGGUGGCAGCAGCCUCUGUCACUGCCUCAACAGUGUCUGAGACAUCGAGGUUAGAACUGGAGGCAGCAGAGGCAACAGCAGCAGCUGAAGUGGCCAAUGGGGUGGAGGCAGCAGUAGAGACAGGCACUGCAGUGGCUCCAGUGCCAGUGGUGGUCGCCAAACGGCAGGCCCCAGAAAUGCCUACAGAUAACAGCUGUGUCAUUUACCGCUAUGGCUCCUUUGCUGUCAAUCUAGAUAUUAUUCAGGGGAUCGAAAGCGUGGAGAUUGUGCAGGUGGCCAACGUUGCGACAAUGAGUGCGAUUGAGCAGAAUGCUGUAGAUCUUACUGUUACCUGCCAAGGGAGCCUGCCGAACGAGGUCUGCACUGUGGUGUCGGAUGCAGACUGCAUCACGCCAAUGCAGACGGAAUGCAGCGCGGUGACUCCCUCCCCAGAGUGCCAGCUGAUUUUACGUCAGUUCUUCAACGAUUCCGGUGUUUUCUGCAUUAACGUGUCCAUGACCAACGACGUCAGCCUGGCCGUUACUAGCACCAGAGUCAGCGUAACAGUAGACCCCAACCCCUCCUCUGCUGGCACAUUGGCGAUGGUCCUGGGGGUCAUGAUCUUGGCUUUUGCGGUUGGUGCAGUAGCAAUCACAUACAGGCGCUCCAAGGAGUACCACCCACUCAGGCAAGAUACACUGGAAAGCUCUGGAAGGAUCUCGGUGCCCAUGCUCCUGUGGAACCUGCUGAGCCGACAGACAUCCGGGGAAAGUCGGCCUCUUCUUCAGGGAGGGGUGGUGUGAACUGGGUCAGAACACACACUGCAGCUAUUACUAACGGGCCUAUUACAUGCACACACCAUUAUACACACAAAUGAUCUUUCGUGAUUUUAUUAUACAUACAGUGUCACUUACAAACCUUUAUGGAAAAAGCAUAUUAAGUCAGGAAAUUGAACAAAAUGUUUUUGUCUCUUAACCUAAUCGAAGCACCAGAAAACAAGUGAUUACAAUUUUAUUAAUACUGCAUGUGAAAAAAAAUUUGACACAAAACCAGGGUUAACAUUAAACAUACAUUAAAUAUGUACAAGGGAGACCCAGUGACCUUUAACACUUUGUUUUCCUGAGCAUGGCUGGGUAUAAGUGUACAGCUCUGUGCUUGUACCACUGUCCACAGGCGUUUGCAGUGACGUGCAGUGCCCUUUCUGUAGGUAUGCUUUGCAUGAGUCAUUAUAAUCACAGUUUAAUGCUUUAUAUGGAGCAGGAAGUGUUUCAAGCAAUGUUUUUUAUAGUCUUUAACAGAGCAAUAUUUGUGGAAAAUAGAAAUAGAAAAUACCCAUAAUACAUAGCCUUUUGUAAACAUUUUCUGUACCCUCAACAAACUUAUACCUUCAUUAUGUUGGAAAAAAAGUCCUCUGUUUUGGGAACUGGAGGCCAUAUUGAGUUUCAGUGCAGCACUAGUUUGGUAACAGGAUCCAGUAGCGAUCUAGAGUGUAUUGAACUGUUCUGCUGCUCCGCCUCUCUAAUCCUUCUUCUGAAGGAGAGAAAGCAAUUAUUUUCCAUACCAGUAAUUGAAUCUAAUCAGCAACAAAUUUGUGGAACAUAAAAUGUUUGAGGUAUGGACCAAAACUUUUACAUCAAUUACAUCUUUUUUAUUUGCAUUAACAAGAAUACAUUUGAAGGGUAUUUUCAAAAAUACUCAAGAAAAGCAAAUCAGCUUGUAGGACUGCUUAUUUUGGCCACAUGGGGGCGUACUUUCCUAGACAAAAAUAUAAAAUAUUCAUUCCUAAUACAUAUAACUAUAUUCUGAAAUACAUAAAGUUAUCACAGGUAUGAACUGAUACAUCAUCAUUAAAUUUGUUAACACUAAUCAAGGCUGGAGUCAGCUUUUGUAAUUGUCUGGUGCUUCAAGUACAUGAAUAUUUUAGUAGACAUUACAUUCUUCACAAACACCUGCAGUAUUUGAAGCAACAGGAAAAUUCAACAAAUAAAAAUAAAAAACAAUAUUUCAGUAAAAACUGUGCUUCUUAAUCUAGCAAUUGAUACAGCUUUAUUGUUAAGUUUCCUAACAGCACAAAAAGCACUGACAAACUGACCAGGCAUUUACACUUGACGUUCUUAUUGUAUGUCGUGUUUCUAUUUUAUUGUGUAUGCCAUAUCUUUUUGUUAUAGAAAUUUUACACUCAUAAAAAACUUCAUUAUUCAAA
Paramormyrops kingsleyae is the source of this 4235-nucleotide messenger RNA. Lineage: Eukaryota; Metazoa; Chordata; Actinopteri; Osteoglossiformes; Mormyridae. The record is from RefSeq and is a predicted model, not a curated record.